AUGGGUAUUCCCUCUCCCGUACGGGAACAUACAGAGCAGCUCCCCCAAUAUGACAGCAGCGAUAGUGAUAGUCUCCAAUUUACCACCGAAAUCGGUGGGAACACAUCCAAGGCCACAUACCAGGAGGCAUCAGGAGCGCCCGUGGAGGUCAAUUCCCCGCUGGGGUAUUCGGUCGGCUGGGUUACUGUGAUUUUCUUGAAUUUGAGUAAAAUGAUUGGAACGGGAGUGUUCUCAACGCCAUCGACUGUCCUCAAAGGUGCCGGCUCUGUUGGUCUUACAUUGUUCUAUUGGGUGAUAGGUUAUUUGAUGGCAUCUAGCUCUCUAUCGGUCUACAUGGAAUUCGCAUCGUCCUUCCCCAGUCGGUCUGGUUCGGAGGUUGUUUACUUGGAACAGUCGUACCCCCGACCCAAGUACUUCUUCCCUACUGUCUUUGCAAUGCAGACGGUACUUUUCUCAUUUAGCAGUAGUAAUGCUGUUGUACUGUCCCAGUACCUCUUCAAACUUGCGGAUUCGGAGGCUACUCCGUGGAAGUUGAAGGGAGUCGCUGUAGCUUGCUAUAGCGUUGCAGUACUUGUUCUUGCGUUUCACACCAGAUGGUCUUUGAGACUGGCAAAUGUCAUCGGAUUGGUCAAGCUAUUGACAUUGAUAUUCAUCGGGAUAACCGGCUUGGUGGUUCUCGGAGGUCAUACCUCAGUGAAAGACCCCAAGGCAAAUUUUAGAAAUGCCUUUGAAGGUACUAGCGGUGCCACGGCCUACGGAGCAACUAAUGCCUUGACCAAGGUUUGGUUCUCCUUUGCGGGCUAUGAGAAUGCUUUCAAUGUUGUCAAUGAAGUCCGGAAUCCUACCAAAACCUUGAAGUGGAGUGCUCCACUCUCAUUGGGAGUUACGGCAAUUCUAUAUGUCCUGGCCAACAUUGCGUAUUUUAGCGCUGCGAGCAAGGAGGAAAUUCUAAACUCGAAAGUCGUUGCGGCUGGUGUCUUUUUUGAGAAGGUAUUUGGAACUGGUGGUGCAUCUAAGGCGUUGAAUUUCCUUAUCUGCAUGAGUGCUUUUGGAAAUCUCCUUGCUGUGCUCAUUGGGCAGUCGCGUAUGCUGAGGGAGUGUGGAAGACAAGGUGUUUUGCCUUUCACUUCAUUUUGGACUUCCACGAGACCAUUCGGAACACCUCUCGGUCCCUACUUUGUAAAAUGGAGCUUAACCGUUAUAAUGAUUCUGGGGCCGCCCGCUGGUGAUGCAUUCAGUUUCGUCGUGGACCUCGGAGUUUAUGCAUCAAGUUUCUUUGGUUCAAUCCUCACAAUUGGCCUGGUGGUCACUAGAAUUCGUCGUGCACGCCUCAAUCUCCCACCACCGGACUACCAAGCCUGGCACGUUACCGUGGCAUUUGCAAUUCUCUCGAAUCUGUACAUGGUUGUGAUGCCGUGGUAUCCGCCGAGUACUGGGGCCAAUGGGGGCGAUGUGAGCUUCUGGUAUGCAACCUAUUGCGCGGUUGCCCUUGGAAUUAUCGGGGUGUGUGGAGUUUACUAUUAUGUCUGGAUCAAGCUCCUUCCUAAACUCCAAGGUUUCAAGUGGGAGCAAACCGUUCUCAAAUUGGAUGAUGGUGCUCUGGCACAUCGGCUUGUUAGGGUGCCUAAGAGGAAUACCUGA
Penicillium crustosum is the source of this 1641-nucleotide messenger RNA. RefSeq lists its product as uncharacterized. The record is from RefSeq and is a predicted model, not a curated record. Gene Ontology annotation, molecular function: L-amino acid transmembrane transporter activity. NCBI's taxonomy places the organism in Eukaryota, Fungi, Ascomycota, Eurotiomycetes, Eurotiales, Aspergillaceae. The transcript is spliced from 9 exons. The coding region runs from base 1 to 1641 and encodes 546 amino acids. Gene Ontology annotation, biological process: amino acid transmembrane transport. Gene Ontology annotation, cellular component: membrane.